This is a messenger RNA of Pisolithus orientalis, 2979 nucleotides long. RefSeq names its product phosphofructokinase domain-containing protein. Gene Ontology annotation, cellular component: 6-phosphofructokinase complex; cytoplasm; mitochondrion. Gene Ontology annotation, biological process: fructose 1,6-bisphosphate metabolic process; fructose 6-phosphate metabolic process; canonical glycolysis. The record is from RefSeq and is a predicted model, not a curated record. Gene Ontology annotation, molecular function: 6-phosphofructokinase activity; identical protein binding; ATP binding. The transcript has 14 exons. Bases 182 to 2635 code for a protein of 817 amino acids. Lineage: Eukaryota; Fungi; Basidiomycota; Agaricomycetes; Boletales; Pisolithaceae.
UCACUCAGGCAGUACAGUAUUUACGAUGCUCGUCAUCGUUGCACACAGGGACGGCUGUCGGACGGACGGGCCCCCUUAGUUUCGCUGUCGGACAGCCCAACAGCGCACUAAACCAAAUCGAUAUCAUAUAUCGUAUAUCCCCGACGACGUUCCCUUGUCUUUUUCCACCACCAAGCCCACCAUGAAACUCGCAGUACUCACUUCGGGCGGCGACAGCGCUGGCAUGAGCGCAGUCGUGCGUGCCGUCGUCAAAGCAGGAAUACUGAGUGGCUGCGAAACCUGGAUCGUACGUGAGGGAUACGAGGGUCUCGUCCGAGGGAACACAGAUACACAGAUACCCCCCACUAUCGAAGAACCCUUUGCCGAUCCUGCCGCUAGACAACGCGUGCGCAGUGGAAAAGCCACCAACCUCGUCGAAAACCUCCGAUUCGGUGAUGGUGAUCUCCUUCGCGAUGGUACAGGCGACCAUGCUAGGGGAAGGACUCUCAAGGGCAGAUAUAUCGUCCGUGCAGGCUGGGACGAUGUCAGGGGCUGGUUUGCAGAGGGCGGCACUCUCAUCGGCACGGCACGCUCAAAGACAUUCCGUACCCCAGCCGGUCGACUCGCAGCAGCCUACAACCUCAUCAGGGAAGGCAUCGACGCACUCGUCGUAUGUGGGGGCGAUGGAUCUCUCACUGGGGCAGACCUCUUCCGCUCAGAAUGGCCCUCCUUCGUCACUACUCUCCACUCCGAGGGUAAAAUCACAGACGAACAACUGUCGAAACAUGGUCAUCUGCGCAUCGUCGGACUCGUCGGCUCGAUCGACAACGACAUGAGCUUGACUGAUCUUACGAUUGGCGCCCCAACAGCAUUGCAUCGGAUCUGCGAAGCGAUCGACAACAUCAAUUCCACCGCGGCAUCUCACUCGAGGGCCUUCGUGCUCGAGGUCAUGGGUAGACACUGUGGGUGGUUGGCCUUGUUGGCAGGCGUGAGUGCUGGUGCAGAUUUCAUUUUCAUCCCCGAGCGACCACCCCAGACAGACUCAUGGGAGGACGAGAUGUGCGACGCCAUUCAAAUGCACCGCGAAGUGGGAAAGCGCAAGACGCUUGUGAUCGUCGCCGAGGGCGCUCACGACAGCAACCUCAAACCCAUCCGUGCAGACUACGUCAGGGACGUCCUUACCGAACGUCUCGGUCUCGAUUCGCGUGUUACUACGCUUGGACAUAUCCAACGUGGUGGACGGCCAUGUGCCUACGAUCGCAUUCUGCCGACUUUGCAAGGUAUAGAAGCUGUCAAGGCGGUUCUCGAGGCUACCCCAGAUACCCCGUCUUACAUGAUUGGCGUGAGCGAGAACAAAAUCACGCGAGUGCCUUUGAUGGAGGCUGUGGCGAUGACACGAGCUGUUGCAGAUGCCAUUGCCGCCAAGGACUUUGCAAAGGCAAUGUCCUUGCGUGAUCCCGAGUUCUUGCAGAGUUUGGAGGGAUUCAUGACCACAUCUCUGCUGUACAAGGAGAAGAUGCUCUCCGAAGAAAAGCGCAUGCGAGUAGCCAUCAUGCACAUCGGUGCGCCCGCAGGAGGCAUGAAUGCCGCUACCCGCGCCGCAGUCCGGUACUGCAUCAAACAAGGACAUACCCCUCUCGCCGUUCACAACGGAUUCAAGGGUCUCCUGGACGACGCCAUCCACGAACUCUCCUGGCUCGGUGUUGACGGCUGGACAUCACGCGGAGGCUCCGAACUCGGUACGAACCGUACCUUGCCUAGCGUCGAUCUCGGUGCCGUCGCAGCCCGUUUCCAGCAACACAACUUCCACGCUCUGAUGCUCAUAGGUGGAUUCGAGGCGUUCAACGCUUUAUUGAUUUUAGAGAACGGAAGGAGCCUGUAUCCAGCGUUUCAUAUCCCGAUGGUGCAUCUCCCCGCGACGAUUUCGAACAAUGUCCCCAUGACCGAGUUCAGUCUUGGAAGUGACACGAGUUUGAAUGCGCUCGUGGAUGCGUGUGAUGCGAUCAAGCAGAGCGCUAGUGCGAGUAGGAAUAGGGUGUUUGUUGUUGAAACCCAGGGUGGACAGUGCGGGUAUAUUGCGACGAUGGGUGCGUUGGCGCGUCAGCUCGUGUAUACACCUGAGCAGGGGAUGGAUCUCGAUAUGCUACGUGCGGAUGACGCCAAGGGCAAGAGCGAGGGACGUCUAGUCAUUCGGUCAUUUCUCCCCACCAAGAAACGAACUGCGCCUCCUGAAGACAUGUUCCGUGUAGAAGGCGGCGGCCUCUUCGACUCGCGUUUCGCCUCGCUCGGACACAUCCUCCAAGGCGGAGUACCCACCCCAAUGGACCGCGCCCGCGCCGCCCGUCUCUCCUUACGAUGCAUGGCAUUCCUCGAGGAAUAUCAUCAAUCUCUUCUCGCUCAACCACUUAAAUCGCGAUGUGCUCCCCCUGAGAGUGCAGCUGUGAUCACGAUUCAGAGAUCAGCACUGAAGUGGGUACCUGUGACGGAAAUGGUGAAGCAUGCCGAUAUGAAGAAUAGGAGGGGGAAGGAGGUGUGGUGGGAGUCUGUCAAGGUUUGGGUGGAGGCGUUGUCUGGAAGAUCGGAGUUAGGCCAAGUGUAUGUCGUCUCGGGAAGUAACCCUUCUGACUACUUGUCUCUGCGGCCGAAACCACCUUAACUUAGCCCAUUAGUUAGGGCCUUCGAACUCAUCGGCAGAAAUCUUGUUUAUAAAAGAACUGGUCGACAUGUACAUUUGAUGAUGUUUGUUGCCAAGUAUGACGGUGGAUCCGAAUACAAGGGGCUUGCUGGCAGCUAUGUCCAUACUUAUCAGCGCAGCGUGUAUGGGUAUCACGUAUACCUCUGGAUGGCCGGGAACCGAGAGCUCACACACCAAAGAAACUUGCAGGUACCGUUCAUCAAGUCCAGCCCUAUACAUGGAUAUAGCUUUACAUAGCUUUACAACGUUUAUAUAAAGCAGUGACAAAGGUGAACCAAAGCAAGGCCAAUGGAAAAUCAAGGAAU